Micromonas pusilla CCMP1545 is the source of this 177-nucleotide messenger RNA. RefSeq lists its product as uncharacterized. Lineage: Eukaryota; Viridiplantae; Chlorophyta; Mamiellophyceae; Mamiellales; Mamiellaceae. The coding region runs from base 1 to 177 and encodes 58 amino acids. The record is from RefSeq and is a predicted model, not a curated record. The transcript has a single exon.
AUGGAGUAUGAUGCGUACGCUCCGGACUCGACGCGUCUCGCGAAGUCGGGCUCGGCAUACAGGGUGCUAGGGCAUGACGCGGCGACAUACUACCAGUACGCCAUCUACGUGAGUCUAAUCACGAAUAUCUCCCUCCCCGACCCGUGCACGUUAUCGGAGCGAGCGACGCUUCGGUAA